Molecule: messenger RNA, 1216 nt
Organism: Hypanus sabinus (Atlantic stingray)
Lineage: Eukaryota; Metazoa; Chordata; Chondrichthyes; Myliobatiformes; Dasyatidae
Product: cystatin-B-like
Exons: 6
Coding region: 502-867 (121 amino acids)
Source: RefSeq, a predicted model, not a curated record
AACUGAUUAUAAAAUCAUACUUCAGGGCCGUGUCCGGGAUCGCUGCAGAUCCAGGGUCACUGCCGAGGGAUUUGUCCAUUUAACAUCAUUAUAUCGGCCAGGCUGCCGAAUGCACCGUCCUCAGCAAAGGGGGCAAAAGGAUUCUCUCCCGGGACCAUCCCCCCCACCCCGGGACACCGGUGUCCCAGACUGAGCCCCGGACCCCGGGCUCUUCCUGUCCGGGUAAUUCCCCGGGGAGUCACGUGGGGAGUCUCCAACACGCACUUCCGGCGGAAGCUGCCCCGCCGGACAACAGGCGGAAACACGUCACUGCGGGACCGCUGCGAGCGACGCACACAGCGCGAGACCCGAGCCGGUUCCGUUAAAACCGUUGGGAAUCAGCCCCGGCGCGCGGCCGUUAAAGAAAAGUGUUCCUGACGUGAGACAGUCGGAAAGGGCAGGUGUGAAGGGGAGAAGUCAAACAGUGAGGAAGAUUUGAGAAUCGGGAAAUGUCGAUGGGAGAUGGAGGAAGAGACAUCACCUAAGUUUGCACUUUAUCCCGUUGUGAUGCGGUUUGAAUGGCAUCGUCUGGAUGAAAGAUCUGUUUCAGAGCAGGAUAAUUUACCAAAAUUACACAUCAAAAUGGGCACAGUGAAAUCCGACGCGGAGAGUCACAUCCACGCCUUAGAGCAGAUAUUCGUCGCGAAAACGUACCGUGAGCAGGACCAGACCAUCAUGCUGGGGAAACUUCUGCUGAUCAAGGUCGAUAUUGGAAACCCCAACAACUUCGUCCACAUGGAGGUGUUCGUACCCAGUAACAAACUGCCAGUUCUGGUGGCGAUCCAGGAAAACUUCAGUAACUGCGCUCCGCUGGAACCCUUGGUCUGAGAAACGAGAGUUUCCUGACCGAUGCCAACCCCUCGCUGUGCUUGCGGCCCACCCCUCGGGAAUAUUCCCCUCCCUCCAUACAAAGCUCGUCACACGGGGUAGUUGGGACACCCUUCAGCUACCCACAGUUUAAUGCGGGGUUUGGUUCUUCCUGUCCACAGAUCCCAGACACACACCCACCUCCCCCCCCCGCCAACUCACCGACACGUCCCGCGCUCCCGGAAUACCAGCAGACCCACCUCUCCAGCUCGCUGAGGCCACCUGAACCGUCAGCUGUUCGACGCACAAGCUUUUCGCUAAUAAAACGCGUUGAUCCGAUUGGUCGUCUGGUCGUCUAUAACCAUCCCCU